AUGAGGCGGCCAACUCUCUACAUUAAAAGCACAGAGCAGCAACACGUAAAUAAUGAAGCUACACAAAAAACACUACUAGGUAGGGCACACGGUGAAACACACUGGAAGCAAGAUAAAAUGACAAUUGAACUUAGAAAAUACUGUUGGGAAACAAAAACAGAGGAUAUAAGAAAUUGGAUCGAUUCGUGUGAACACUGUCGUAACGAGGAGAUAAAGAAACGAUUCCGAGCGCCAGGCACACUCAUUGAAGCACCCUCAGAUAUCAACGAAAUCUGGUACAUAGACCAUGCGCAACCAAAGAAAUAUUUAUAUUUAUUUGUAAUCGAAGCACUAUCAAGAUAUGUAAAGGUCAUAAUUCUAAAUAGUUUCGAUGAAACCACAGAUGCCCUUAAAAACCUAUUCUGUGAAUUGGGGACGCCUAAAAAAAUAAUAUCCGAUAACGGCUCAACAUUUCAUUCAAAGUCAUUUCAAAAGCUAUUAGAACAAUAUGGAGUAAGCCACUAUCCAGUUACGCCUCUACACCCUCAAUCGAAUGGAAUUUGCGAGAGAGUUAUUGGCACACUCAAAAAUAAAGUUACUCGAGCGCUAGAAAACACCCGAUCACAUAUACCUACAGUAAUGAGCUACAACAAUACAAUACACCCAAGCACAGGAUUUUCACCUUACGAACUCUUUUAUGCCCGUGCACCACGUGAAAUGAUAACCGGUCCUCUGCUACGAGAUAUUAUCGAAGGGAAAUUCCACAAAGCCAAUCGAGAUAAAAUCACCGCAAAAGUAAAGAUCGAUAAAAGUAAACAGAGAAAUAAAAAAUUAGUGGACUCACGACAAGCAUUAAAAUUUAAACCAGAAUUACAGCAACAAGUGAUGUUCAAGUUAGGGAACGAAUAUCAAGGGCCGGGAACAAUACUUACAAUAAAUCGAAAUGCUAAUACCAGACAGAUAUUAUAUAAUAAUGCUUUAUUUAGACGACAUUUCAAUCAAUUAAAGCCAUUGCCUGACGUUUUUAUUUCAAAUGAGGGAACUCUUAGUGCUACUCAACAUAUUCAUUAA
Phymastichus coffea is the source of this 1050-nucleotide messenger RNA. RefSeq lists its product as uncharacterized. Bases 1 to 1050 code for a protein of 349 amino acids. Gene Ontology annotation, molecular function: nucleic acid binding. The record is from RefSeq and is a predicted model, not a curated record. Gene Ontology annotation, biological process: DNA integration. The transcript has a single exon. NCBI's taxonomy places the organism in Eukaryota, Metazoa, Arthropoda, Insecta, Hymenoptera, Eulophidae.